ACUUUCACUGGAACAUCUAACAUAACGAACGUAUCGGAUCAGCGUGAGAAUGGUAAAAUGCUUGGCGAUCAUGUCAAAGGUAAAGCCAAACAGACCACAAUCACUACAAAUGAAGCAGUGAAAUUACCUGCUGUCGUGACCUCGAACCUGCGACUUCUAAACAAACGAAUUGUUGACUUUGAACAGGUAAACAAUGGUUUGGAACCGUGGGCGAAAGACUUAAAACCGCAGAUGUUGCGGCUACGUGAGUCAUGUCCUCCGCAGACGGUUGAGGACACCACCACCAUCGCCGUUACAACAUCGUCGCCCUCCGAACCGAGUGUAAUUGAACGGGUCAAAUGGCUGAUGACAUGGCUGGAUAUGCGCAACCUGCAGCUGAAUGAAUUGGUAAAACAGCUGCAAAAGAACAAUGCCAUUCUGCAGUUACGCAUGACCCGGUCUGAAAGAACGUUAAACAAAGUGAAGACAGCCUGGUUGAGUGAUGAUGGGUCUGCUUUGGAGCAUCAUAAGGCAUUGAAGGUCCGGAUCCGAAAGCUGGAAAGACAGCUGCGGUCGAAAAUCCGUGAGAACAUGGAAUUCUGCCUGAAAAUCGAAGAGCUGUCGAAGUUGAAGGAUCGUUGCAAUCAACAGUUGUUGCAAUAUGAAAAACAGUUAUCAGAGAAAGACAAUAUGCUCAACGAAAGCGCUCAGUUACUUUAUGACUUGGACGCGACACAGACUCAUGGUAUUUCUGCUGUGAGCUGUUUUCCAACAAGGAAAUGA
Messenger RNA from Soboliphyme baturini, 762 nucleotides. The record is from the annotation of a GenBank genome assembly. Lineage: Eukaryota; Metazoa; Nematoda; Enoplea; Dioctophymatida; Soboliphymatidae.